Symbiodinium necroappetens is the source of this 2010-nucleotide messenger RNA. Lineage: Eukaryota; Dinophyceae; Suessiales; Symbiodiniaceae. The record is from the annotation of a GenBank genome assembly.
AUGGACUCAGACAGAGCAGUGAUAGUGUUGCCGGCACACUCUGUAAAAGCAGACGACUCUGGGCUUGAUUUCGCCAAGAACCAGGAGCGCAAAGGAUGUGUCCUCACCGGCUUCACCCAAAGCUCAGAAGAAGGUGCCCGAUUGUUGGAGUGGGCACACGUGCUUUGUGGCACGAAUCUCAGUGGCGAGCUUCGCUUUUACGAGGGACGCGAUGCUUUAGAAGGGGAGCCCUUCCUAGGGCAACUUGAGAGGCAGUUGUAUGACAACCUGUCCUGGGCCAGCAAUCGCAUGGAGGAUGCAAGCGUUGAUGCAGCCAAGGCUGAAGUCAUUACAGACAAAGACAUGCUAGGACUUCUCGCCCGGCAAAUCGAAGGCAUGAUGCAGAUGUUUCUGCGUGCUUCUGACACUUGGUUUGAGGAAGAUUUCUGGUGUGUGAAGCUGGAAAUCAACCUGAGUGAUGAUAUCGAGUUUUGCCACCACGGCACGAGUUUGCGCUUGAUUUCGACAUUGGUCGGCGAUGGUCUUGUUGUUGCCCACAAUGAUGCUGUGGAUUGGUUGGUGUAUGAAGGACCGCACAAGAGCAUGCAUGGGAAAGCAUGGAACCACCAGGUUUGCUCCGCGGAGCAUGCAACGAGCGUUGGCGAUUUGGUUCUGGCAAAGGGGAAGACGAGCCGAGAUACAAUGCCAUGUGUGUACAGAUCGCCUGACUCUGCCCAGAGAGUUACUGAACGAUUUGUUCUGACACUCGACCGCAUCUUGGCAGCUAAAAAAGGAAGACUCGUGGGUUUCAAAAAUGCUGACAAGCUGCCCGUAACUCUGCUGAGCGGAUUUCUGGGCGCGGGAAAGACGACCCUCCUGACACAUCUCUUGAACAAUCGGGAAGGAAUCCGUGUUGCAGUGCUGGUCAACGACAUGGCAUCCAUAAACGUGGAUGGGCAGUUGCUGAAGGAUGGGGUAGACUUCUCGGAAAGCACUGAUAAGAUUGUCGAACUUCAGAAUGGCUGCAUCUGUUGCACUCUCAGGGAGGAUCUCAUGUCGACGGUGGGCGAGUUGGCUCUCGAGCGCCGCUUUGAUUAUCUCCUGAUCGAAAGUACGGGAAUCAGUGAGCCGAUGCCGGUUGCAAGCACUUUUACAGCUACAGACGACAUGGGGCAAUCAUUGCUGGGCAGCUUAUCGAAGUUGGACACCUUGGUGACGGUUGUGGACUGCCCUUGUUUCCUGAAGGAUUACCAAGGUGACCAGUUGCUGGUGGACAAGCAAGAGCUCGGCGCAGAAAAGCAUGACGAGCGAAGCAUCGUAAACCUCUUGACGGAUCAAGUUGAGUUUGCCAAUGUCCUGGUACUCAACAAAAUCGAUCUCGUUUCUUCGCAAGAGCUGGACACUCUGAAGGGCAUCCUUGCAAAGCUCAACCCUGACGCAAAUGUGAUCGAAACGCAAUUCGGCGUAGUAAGUCCAUCAUCCGUGUUGAACACACGAAGCUUCGAUCAGGACUCCAUGGGGACGAUAGCCCUUUUCCAGGCCCACGGGCUUCUGGCAGCCAAGGAGAAACCGUCAGGCUCCAUGCUUCCAGGUUGGGUUCGAGAACUGCAAGAUGUUGACCGCAAGCCGGAGACAGAAGAGUAUGGCAUCUCCAGCUUCGUUUAUUCCGCGAGCCGCCCAUUCCAUCAAGAUCGGCUGGACAGCAUAAUUGAGCAUGGCUUUCGGAAUUUGGGCGUGCUUCGCUCAAAGGGCCUAGUCUGGUCUGCCAGCAAUCAUGACAUGGCCUUGGAGUGGAGCCAAGCAGGUUCUUCCAUGGCUUUGAAACCUGGGCGCCGCUGGCACGAUGGAGAGAGGAGGCAGGAAGUUGUUUUCAUCGGUCAGAGCAUGAACGAGCGCAAGAUUCGCUUGGUGCUGGAUGAGGCAUUGGCGUCCCCGGAGUUUACGGGGGUGCCGAGGCCAACUCGAUUCCAACAAGCAGGUGGCGAGGCUGAGUUCAUGGGUAGUGCAAGAAAAGCAGCCCGGGUGCACUAA